GUACAUUCGCAACCAGAACCACUACUAUUAGUGAAUUAUUGAUUGAUUGGCUUAAUUACUGAGGGCCUAUCUGACAGAUUGUAGUAAGUAAUGUCUCGGUAUGGCCAAGCGACUAGGCAGCCAUUGACAGUAGCUAAGUGUAAGCGAAUAGUGCGGCCAUUGCUAUCUAAGAUCCAUUCUUUGAACGAUCUCUACAUUAAGUAUCCUGGUCUACUCGAUUUACACUUGCCCAAUACUGAUGCCCAUGUUCACAAGAAUACUUCCAAACGAAAGAAUUCAGAUAGAGAAAGUUCAGAGAGACAGGGCAGGUAUUAUAGUGACUCCGAGUUUUCAGAUACUGAGGGAAUUCAGACUAUGUUUACUAACCAAAACGCGUCACAGUCCAAUGACUUUAUUCAGGAAUUAGUCAAGCCCAAGGAUUCAUUUGAUCGUCUAAGAUCUUUGAAGCUGUUAGUGGAACCAGAGUUGUUUGACUCAUACUGUGAAAUCUUUCAGAUAUUUCGAAAUAUCGUGCUGUCUGUAUUGUUGACUUGUAAAUCUCCAAUGGAGGAUACUGUACCUCGAUUAUCUACUGGCUGCUGUGUUCUUCUAGGAAAAUCUAUAGCGUUAUCUACCAAAUCUUCAUAUUACAAAGUCAACCAAUCCCGACUAUUUGAUGCUAAUACUGUACCACAAGAUAUAAGAGCUUAUCAACAAGAGUUAUUUGAUGAUAUAGAUAAUUGGUUGGAUAUGGAACCAAAAGUGAUCUUCGGUAAGUAUACGAAUGAAUUAUUUAUGGGAUACAUUGCAUACUUAUUAUUGGUUCAUCGACGAGUUCUUUAUUUGCUAAUCCCCAUAUUUCUUAAUUGGUUAGUCGAAGAGCUGAUUAACCAUCCCGAAAGUAAACCAAUACUAUCUACUAUCACAAAUCGUAUCUUCCAAGAAUAUUGGACCUUUGGUAGUGGUUUCGAUACUUCGGAAAGGAAUUUGGUUACUUCUUUGAAUGGGGUGAUCAUAGGUGAUUAUGAGAUCAAACAAUUUUGGACUUUUCAUAAGUUGGGUUACUGGCAAGAGUUCAUAAAUACUUUACAAAUCAAAAGCUCAUAUGACAGUAAAUCAACUUAUGAGUGUCUAAUGCUUGAAUCUAUCAAAGUAAGUGGAGUCAUAGAUAAUAGAAUAAUAAAAGAAUCAAAUUACAAUUUCAAAGAGUUCCUUGUAAACAUUUACCAUAUAAUACUGUUGAAUCCACAGCAUCAUAGCAUUAAUACUAUCUUAACAAAUAUAAUCAGUGAAAUAAUAUCUUCCAAUCGAUCAAGCAUUGCCGGAUGUAGAGAUUCGUCUGAGCUUAUUGAUCUUUUCGAGAAUUCCUCAAUAAUACUACUAGACUUCAUAAGGUUUUGGUUAGGCUUUACGUCAACGAGGGAGAUGGUAUUCAACUCAUUACAGGAUGGAAAUGAAGAUAUAUUUACUGCUGUUCUACUGUUUUGUCAAUUCAUCAACUACAAAAUCUCAAAGGUAAUUGAACUCAUGGCUGAGACUCUUGAAUAUGACACUGAUUAUGAAGUUAUAAUAAAUCGAUAUAAAUUCUUUAAGGAUUGGAUCAUUAAUAUUAUUAAGGCAAUAGAAAUCUUUAGGACUUAUUAUCUUGACAAGUAUGAAGUGAAAUUGCAAGAUAAUUCACCCCGCGAUAUCGCCAAAGCAAUCGUAGCAAUCCAAGAAGUAUCAUCAAUUAACCAAUUGGCAAAUGAUAGUUUCCAACAUUUUAUUUAUUGGCUCGUAAGACAUAACAAUGCCGAAUUGGCACGAGAAUGCUUUCUUGCCCAUUAUGGUAAGAGUUCAUGGUUUGACGAAGAGCUUGUAGAAGACAUGCGAUAUGACUUAUUUGAGGAUAUUGAAUAGAAUAAAUUUAAACAUUAUAUA
Scheffersomyces amazonensis is the source of this 1899-nucleotide messenger RNA. RefSeq lists its product as uncharacterized. The record is from RefSeq and is a predicted model, not a curated record. The transcript has a single exon. NCBI's taxonomy places the organism in Eukaryota, Fungi, Ascomycota, Pichiomycetes, Serinales, Debaryomycetaceae. Bases 91 to 1878 code for a protein of 595 amino acids.